GAAAGGGAGGUGCAUGUAGUGCAUGGAGAGGGGGAGGAGUGGAUGUUCUUUGCCGACAACUCUGCUGUGCAGACACAACAAGCGAAACAUUUGAAUGAACAGCAGCAGACUAAAGAGCAAGAUGGAGGACUACUAUUACCAUGACGACGAGGACCCCAGCUUCAACGUCAGCUACGACUACAGCUAUGACCACUCGGUGUGCGACAAGGAGACUGUGCGUUCUUUCGCCAGCGUCUUCCUCCCGGCAAUCUAUUCGCUAGCGCUGGUGGUGGGCCUGGCGGGGAACGCUCUGGUUGUGGCGGUCUACGCGUCGCGCUCGCGACUGCGCACCUUGACGGACGUGUGCAUCCUUAACCUGGCCAUUUCGGACCUGCUCCUGCUCGUCACACUGCCGUUCUGGGCGGCGGACGCCGUGCACGGCUGGAGGUUGGGCUCGGCUGCCUGCAAGCUCACCUCCUUCCUCUACAGCACCAACUUCAGCUGUGGCAUGCUUCUGCUGGCCUGCAUCAGCGUGGACCGCUACAGGGCCGUAGCCCAGAGCACGGCGGGGAGGACCGCCAGGGGCCCCCGCGUACGGAGAAAGUGGCUCGUGGUGUGCUUGGCAUUGUGGGCGGUGGCUAGCUUCCUUGGUCUCCCCGAGUUGGUUUUCUCCACCGUCAAGCACUCCCAUCACAGGAUAUACUGUAUAGCUGUGUACCCGCACAGCAUGGCCCGACCCACCAAAGCUACCCUGGAGCUGUUGGAGGUUGGCCUCAGGUUUGUGCUGCCUUUCCUGGUUAUGGUGGUCUGCUACUGCUUGUUGGGCCGUGCCCUGGGCCGAGUGGCGGGUAUGCAAAGGGAGCGGAAGUGGCGGGCCCUACGGGUGCUGUUAGCGGUGGUGGCCGUCUUCCUGCUGACUCAGCUUCCUUACAAUGUGGUGAAACUAUGCAGAGCGCUGGACAUCAUCUACAUGCUAGUGACCGACUGUGAGGUCAGUAAGGGCUUAGAUCACGCCCUCCAAGUGACCGAGAGCCUGGCGCUGACCCACGCCUGUAUAAACCCGCUCCUCUACGCAUUCAUCGGUUCCUCCUUCCGGGGACACAUCCUCAAAGCUGCCAAGCGUCUCGGUCAGCAACUCGGGCAGCACCCCGAACCGGAGGCUGGCGAGUCAGCGGUGGAGAUCGCGCUCACCGCUCGCAAUCAAAACCAAUCACAGUCGGGAUCCGAGGAACCAGACACAAGCACGUUUACCAUGUGAAGUGCACACAUGAACUUGUCACAACACUAACUUGAGGAGCGCAUUCCAGUGUAAAACACAAAAACUGUAACACGUCACGACACCCGUAAACAUUCUUUUAGAUGUUGCUACAUUGAUAUUAAAGGUUUCGUUCCGGAGAAACAUACGAAGUACGUCAGAGGCCGGUAUUCUGUCCACACAUAUCGUGCGUGGGGCGGUAGUGUGCUUGAUCUAGUGAUGUGUGGAGGUUUCGAGGCGUGUCGAGUAAUGGAGGGGGGCGUUUCGGCGAAGCGAGCCUCGCUGUACCACGUGAACGAUUCGGGCCCUGGAGAAGAUUUAGCGAGGAGAUUCAACAACACACAAACGGGUGAAGCUCCAAAGGAAAUUUGGGAUUUUGAGAGUUGUGGUCUGUCUGGAACACGGAUAGAAAAUAAAGAAAUAUAUUUUUUAAGUGCCAAUAGAAUCAAAGAAUACCGAUGCAUGGUUUGAAUAGCACAAAAAUUCUAAACAAACAAAUAUACAGUUCAGGUCAAAAGUUUAGACAUACUGUACCUUCUCCUCAUUCAAUGCGUUGUCUUUAUUUUCAUGACUAUUUUCAUUGUAGAUUGUCAUUGAAGGCAGCAAAACUAGGAAUGAACACGUGGAGUUAUGUACUUAACAAAAAAAAGGUGAAAUAAAUAAAAACAUGUUUUAGGGAAUAAGCGGUAGAAAAUGGAUGGAUGGAUGUUUUAUAUUGUAGUUUCUUCAAAAUUGCCACCCUUUGCUCUGAUUACUGCUUUGCACACUCUCGGCAUUCUUUCGAUGAGCUCCAAGCACACCUGUGAAGUGAAAACCAUUUCAGGUGACUACAUCUUAAAGCUCAUGGAGAGAAUGCCAAGAGUGUGCGAAAAAGUAAUCAGAGCAAAGGGUGGAUAUUUUGAAGAAACUAUAAUAUAAAACUAGUUAUUAUUAAGUACAUAACUCCACGUGUUCAUUAAUAGUUUAGAUGCCUACAGUGACAAUCUACAAGGUAAAUAGUCAUGAAAAUAAAGAAAUCACAUUGAAAUGAGAAGGUGUGUCCAAACUUUUGGCCUGUAGUGUAUAUAUUAUAAAUGUUAUUUUUAUCAGGUCAGUAGUCUGGUAGGGUAAGGGUCUACGCAUCUACCUUUCAUGCCACAAGGCAGGGGUUCGAUUCUCGGCAGCGCUAUAUCGCAAAUAUUAUGUAAACAUUACUUUUUAUUAAGGUAACACAUUCUGUAAGGUAUUUAUUCUCUUUUAAACAAUCACCAGAAUUGAACAGAUGGAUGAUGGAGAGGUUGUCAAGAAAAAAGUAUCGCUUAAAUAACAAAUGAACUAAAUCUUCCCUGUUCUGAACAUCGCUGUCCAAGUUACUUUGGACAUCUUCCUCUUUAAGCCCAUAAGUAUUAUCCCCCAAAGUGACAGAAAAAGAUGCCCCAUCGUAUAAUACUACCAUGUUGGCAAAAAACAAAGCUCAAUGCUUUAGAGCGCAUAAUAUUUAAUGUCAGUAAUUGUCUUGCAAGAAGAUUCAUUCCAUACUUGGUGGUGGUAAGCUACUAUAUUAGCUACAGCUGCCCUUGGGGUACACUGACAGUUUUAUGGGUGGCACCCCUGCGGAACUAAGUGCUCCCCGCGUAUCACCCCUGAAAAAAAGUCUGGACACACCACUGGCUAUGCUGAAAACAAUUCACUUUAGGGUAAUACACGUUCAUAGCUUUCAAACCAUCAUACCUUUGUGUUGUUAGUAUUGUAACUUCUAACGAAGGCUGUCAAAGUUAACACUAUCACAAGCUAACAAUAAUUUCCUUCAAAGGCAAGAUUUCUUGCAUUGCAGUUGACGUUGAGCCACAAGAGGAAAGAAAUAGCAAGCAGAAAUAAACAAACAGGCUACAUUGAAUGGAAAGCCAAGCUCCAAAGCCCAGGCGGUUCACUCUCCCAUCAAGACCAAAGCCAUUUCCAUCCAUCACCGGAAAAUGCCAUCCAGAGAAAAGAACCCUUCCACCUCGACAAAGGCAGGACAGGUGUCACCUCAGUAUUUGGAUACCAGUUUAGCGGAUUUCAUAAUCCAAAAUGUGGAUUGUUACGAUCAUGCUUUGACUGUAACGGAGGUGUGCUAAUUAAAAUAAUGGUGAUAUUCAUACUUAUCUGUUUGUACCUGCCAGUACAGUGGUUCUCAACCUUUUUCAGUUAUGUACCCCCUUUGAUUUUUUUUUUAAUUCAAGUACCCCCUAAUCAGAGCUAAGCAUUUUUGGUUGAAAAAAAGAGAUAAAGAAGUAAAAUGCAGCACACUGUCAUCAGUUUCUGAUUUAUCAAAUUGUAUAACAGUGCAAAAUAUUGCUCAUUUGCAGUGGCCUUUCUUGAACUAUUUGGAAAAAAAGAUAUAAGAAUAACUAAAAACUUGCUGAAAAAUAAACAUGUGAUUCAAUUAUAAAUAAAGAUUUCUACACAUAGAAGUAAUCCUUGACUUAAAGUGCCCUCUUUGGAGAUUGUAAUAGAGAUCCAUCUGGAUUCAUGAACUUAAUUCUAAACAUUUCUUCACAAAAAAAGAAAUCUUUAACAUCAAUAUUUAUGGAAUAUGUCCACAAAAAAUUUAGCUGUCAACACUGAAUAUUGCAUUGUUGCAUUUCUUUUCAAAGUUUAUGAACUUACAUUCAUAUUUUGUUUAAGUAUUAUUCAAUAAAUAUAUUUAUAAAGGAUUUUUUAAUUGUUCCUAUUUUUAGAAUAUUUUUAAAAAAUCUCACGUACCCCUUGGCAUACCUUCAAGUACCCCCAGGGGUACGCGUACCCCCAUUUGAGAACCACUGUGGUAGUACAUCAAUUGAGGAUUAUAAAGAAAAAUAUAUUUUUUCUGCCGGGCUGAAAUACUGCAUAUUCCCUUCUAACAUGUUCUGUGUUUAGCAGGCAGAUUGCCUGGAAAUAAUACACUUUCUUACAAACUAAAGAAAUUUAGUACAUUCUCUUGCACAUAUAGGAAUAGGAUUAACUUGUACAACACGUAAUGUGCAGAAUAUCAGAGGCAUUUAUUCGGGUAAAACGAUCACAGGUUCCAUUGCCAAAAUUGUUUGACAAUCAAGGCAGGAUUGCAACAAUCCACAUUAGGAAUGUGCAAUAAACUGCAGACAGUUGAUUAAUUUUAAUCAUUUAUAACAUACCUUAACAUUACUUCAUCAAUAAAUGUAUUUCAUUUUUAUACUUUACCCAAAAUAAUUACACAAUGAGGGUAAUUGCACUUGACUGAGCUAACCUAUGUAUUUUGUAAACAAUGUGUGUUUUGUUGAAAUAAAUACAGCAUUUUCACAAACUCGUACCCUGAGUCAUUGCUAAAACAGUUAGUGCUGUUUUGCUAUGGUAACAAAUGGUUGUACUGCACAACAUCACUCUGGCAAUUGCCUCUCAUCUAAGAGCUAAUGCUAACAUGUCCAGUGAGUGGGAGAAAGCUUCCAGAGACUCAUCGAGUCUUUAAGCCAUUAAGGCACCGUAGUGUUUGUCAUUUUUUCCAUCCUCAGUACCUGUUAGUCAUCCUCUUUCCGUUGCACUGGUCAAACUACUGGUUACACCACAGGCAUUUGGAAAAAGAGCACACAGCCUGCUCUUUACAAGAAUCUAGUGAAAGGUUUGCUGCUGUGUCAUAGUAAGGGCAUACAUGAGAUGUCAUUUAGAAAUACAAUCCAAGAGGAAACACCCUGAAGAUGACACUCAGUCCUUGUCAACAACGCCAAGCUGUGCUUUGUUUCACAGUGACUGCGCUGAGAUUGAGAUGUUAUGACUCCCAGUAGAGAUCACAAAGUAUGACAAAACUGUCAACAUUCCUUCCUAUUAAUGCUUGUUGUGGUUGUGCAGAAAGACAUGAUGUUUCCUCCUCCAGAGAACAUUUCACAAACACACGUGUUAAAAGACAUUCCCAGCAACAAGACGGGGAUAGGAAAACACAAACAAACAGCGGAAAAUCUCGGAGGCCUGUUAUAGAAAGCAGGAUGUAUUCCUAUGAGGAUUAAGUACGGAUAUGUUGUACCACAAAGCUGGUUUACCGGUAAUCAAGGGUUUCCCGCAGAGAUUUGUUGUUAAGGCGGCCUUAACAACAAAGAGCCACCGCCUAAACUAACGUCUUAACAAGAUCUCAAGUAGGGCUGGGCGAUAUAUCGAUAUACACGAUAUAUCGCGGGUUUGUCUCUGUGCGAUAUAGAAAAUGACUAUAUCUUGAUAUUCGAGUGUACGUUCUCACGCAGUUGCUUUUAGCUGCGAGCAUUACACUACAGGCUCUUCUCGGUCUUUCCUUUCUCCUUCUCACAGACAAACAAGCGCACCUUACAUACGUCACAUACUGUCACUUCAUACGUCACAUACGUAUACCCCCUCGCGGAGCAGAGCGGUAGCGGCAUGGGUAACGUCGAUUGAACGAAGAAUUUAUUCCCAAGAAAAACAGCAGGUGGUCCAUCGUCUGCCAGUGGUUUGGCUUCAAAUGGGAAUAUGUCGAACAGCCAACCGUAAUUUGUCAAGUGCGGGCCAAAAGCGUUGCUACCAAAAGUAGCAUUACAGCUAAUAUGUAGCAUCAUUUGAAAAGUCACCUGCUAGAGAAUGAGGAGUGCUUAUUACGCAUGACAACAUUUCCGUUCGGUGCCAAACCAUCAAAAUGCCAAGGCAACCAUUUACAGAUCAACACCUUUUGAAAAAAAUAGUCAACAACAGAAUUUAAUAACGAACACUAUUUGAUUUCCUAUUAUGCACCUCAUUUUAUUUGACACUUAAAAUGUCUCUGACAAUCUUGCAUUUUCUGUUUUGGAAAUGACAUGAACGUUUGUGCCAUUGCUUAAUAACUGUGUAAUAAAUACAGUUUUGGUCAAUUGA
Messenger RNA from Nerophis ophidion (straightnose pipefish), 6058 nucleotides. RefSeq names its product atypical chemokine receptor 4b (gene ackr4b). Gene Ontology annotation, molecular function: chemokine receptor activity. Gene Ontology annotation, biological process: immune response; chemotaxis; G protein-coupled receptor signaling pathway. The transcript has 2 exons. Lineage: Eukaryota; Metazoa; Chordata; Actinopteri; Syngnathiformes; Syngnathidae. Bases 95 to 1237 code for a protein of 380 amino acids. The record is from RefSeq and is a predicted model, not a curated record. Gene Ontology annotation, cellular component: membrane.